This is a messenger RNA of Dermacentor albipictus, 5418 nucleotides long. RefSeq names its product para-nitrobenzyl esterase-like. The record is from RefSeq and is a predicted model, not a curated record. NCBI's taxonomy places the organism in Eukaryota, Metazoa, Arthropoda, Arachnida, Ixodida, Ixodidae.
CCUCGUUGGCGAGAAGCUGGGGAGCGCCAGUCGGUCGCCGUCGCGCCUGCAUCCCGGAUCUGCGGACUUGCACGCGUCGUGGUGCCCGGAGACGGGAGCUUGUCAAGCACCCUGAACAUUCGCACUGCGCCCCCUGCUCUGACGUCUUGUUGUCAACCUCCUUCGCCUUCUCUGAGUACUGCCUGCACAGCGGCAAGUUGAACUUCAAGGACGACGUGGGUGACCAGUGAGUGGUUGGAAACGCCGGCAGAGGUCCCUCGCCGAGGCAUGACGUCCAGAGACGGCUGUGCCGUGGUGGCGGGCGGAUCUUGAGCAGCGGCCGGCUCAUGGUGUAGCAUGUCCUUGCUGCGGGGCGUGCACCGACCUUACAGCCACUUGGACGACGAGGACGACCUCGUGCGGUACACGGACACGCAACACGACUCGCGCAGCUCGCCCACUUCGUCGUCGGCCGCAGCGCCCGCUUCUCGACUCGUCGACCACUCGCGCCGCCACUACUGGUCCACCGCCGCAGGAACGGGCUCUCAGCAAGGACGGUGCAGCCCCAAGAUGUGCGUUCUCGCAGCCGUCACCACGCUCGUCACGCUCACGAUACUGGUCACCGUGGCGGCGGGGUUGAUAGCCACGACCGUGAGCCCUACUAGUAGCAGUGCCGGCAAUGCGUCUACUGGUGACGCGUCCGGGACGACUCCGACGACAAACGGCGCCGGCAGGUCGCUGGAAGACGUGGUGCGUGCGCGCACCCCCGGCUGUGGGGAGAUCGCGGGAGUCGUCGAGGACGGAGCGUUUGUUUUCAAGGCGCUACGUUACGCCGAGGCACCCGUGGGUGAACGCCGGUGGCGCAAGCCGCAGCCCAGCAACGCCCAGUCAUGCGUGGCCGGUCGCCGGGCAGAGCACUUCGGAUCGCCGUGCCUGCAGGCCAACCCGGUCACCAAGAAGUUUGAAGGGUCCGAGGACUGCCUCUUCCUCAACGUCUGGACGCCACGCAUAGACGUCACCGCCGGCAUGGAUGUGCUAGUCUGGAUCCACGGUGGGUUUCUCCAGCUGGGUUCCGGCAACCAGCCCGGCCUGAGUCCUUCAGGGCGUUUGGCGAGAGGCACAAACGUCGUACUCGUCAGCUUCAACUACCGCCUCGGGCCGCUGGGGUUCCUCGCCCUGGCUGCGCUGGGGACCGAAGUCAACCACGGCCUCUGGGAUGCCGCGCUGGCCCUCACCUGGGUCCGCGACAACAUUCGUUCCCUCGGAGGGGACCCUGAGAAGGUGACGGUGGUGGGGACGGACGCGGGCGCCUCACUGGCACUAGCGAUUUUGGCAGCGGGGCCCCAGGCUGGCUGGGGCCGUCUCUUCCGAGCUGCCUGGCUUGAUGGUCCCUCUUCUGUACUGAACAGAACGUACGCACAGGUUGCCAAGCACAACAAGGCAUUUUUUCAGCAGCGCUCGGGCUGCACAAAUGCCACGUGCCUGCGAGCACUGAGCGGUCAUGACGUCAUCAAGGCCCAUUUGGGUAAAGACGACCCAUCUUUCAGGAUCAGGGACCAGAACGACCUGCCCAUUCAGGGGAUAUUUCCGGAGCAGUUCCUCGUCGUCGACGGCACAUUACUUACGAAGCCACCACUGGAAAUGAUCGAAGGCAAUUCCAAGUGUGACAUCCCUAUAUUGAUCGGGUCAUCGUCUCAAGCAGUUGACAUAUGGCCGGGGCCAGACGACUUGAGCCACUGGUCUUGGAACCAGUACAAGAAAUACGUUACUACGAGUCUCGACAGCUUUGGUUCGGGUAUCACGCAAAUGGCGCUUCAGCUGUACAACAUUACGAAUGCUACAGACUUGGGCAUCACGCCAGAGCUGGUGUACACUACAAUGGUGACAGACCUUCGAGUUGCCUGUCCACUGGCGAACAUGGCCUCGAACUUGGCGACGGCGUUCCAGUCGCCCGUCUACCGAUACGUAUCUGAAAUCCACCCGUCCAAGCCGGUGAAAAUACUGGGCCACGAGGCUCCGUACAGUCUGCACCCGUGGACGCUCGUGGCAUUCUUCGACCUCCAGGGUCACUUUCUGGAAGGAGGCGAUGGCGGCGGCAGUCCUCAAGAAGAGCCAGAUCUGGCUCUUCGCGAUGCUGUCCAAGAGAUGGCGCUGCGAUUUGUGCGCUCGGGCGGCCGCUCAGUGCCCGUGGCGGACUGGAUGAGGUAUCCGAAGACGGUAGCCCUACUUCGGGGUGCCAAUGCCACGUGGGAGGUAGUGCCGACCACUUCGUACAAGAAGACCGAGUGCAAAUUCUGGACCUCCGAGGGACUGACCCAGUACGCCUGGAUUAGCUAAGCGCUCGCGCAGGGCACUGCACUAUGUACACCGUCCGGAGAUUCAUUUAUUAGUCGAUCGGUCUGCUACAUGACGCCGGUCAUUUUCUGUACAGGCUUGCGUGCUUGUUCCCUUUCCGAAUGUCCUUGCGCUUUGGCGAACGGCAUUAUGACUUGUAGAAAUACCACACGAUGCAAGGGGUAGAAGCCACGUCAUGGCGAUGAAACAUGUCUGCAUGAUUUUUGUUGCAGUGACAAAAAAAUUUCCUGCUCUUCGCAGAAGAGGCCCCUCGUCGUGAGAUGAAGGAUUUGUGGCAUGUUAAGAAGUGAAGAACACUUUUCGAUUUGCAUCAACACCCCUGUUAGUUGGGUCUAUAAAAAUGCCACAUCAGAGUUAACAACAGGGAGAAUCAAUGGCAAGCGGCAAGCAAUGUUGCAUUUUAUGGGUUUUGCUCUUUUACAGUUCUCACGAUGUUAGAACAGUGUUUUUUGAAGCAGCAUCGCGUUAAUUCCUACUCUUUCAUAGUGAUCAAGUGGAUAAGCGAGGAAACGCGUUCAUUACGGUGCCACGAUUGCUUACGUGCCGAGAGCCACUUUUGUUGCCUUGGGCAAGGCAACAGGUUCAGCGCCAAACGCCGAGAAGAAGAGAUGACAUACGUUGGGGAACAACUGGGCAAGCUGUUCAAUAUAAAAAUAGUUGUCAGUCAUGCGGUUCUACAGGUGAAUGCUAUACGAGAGAGUGCUACUUAUGAUUACUUGUAGGUAUAUGCGCUGACUCGCCGACUUCUGUGCUGUACAGUGACUGAAAACAGAACGUAAUGGUCAACGACUCGCAGAAACCAAAGCGGAUGCGAAGCGCGUCCGUCCUGAAGCCGCGUCAACAAUGCACCUAUUCCGCACAGUAGUGUUCUUUAGUAGCUUGAGUAGGUGACGUUUCUCAUCUGGCAGUCACUUACUAAGCACAUUUUGUCAUAAUAAUCAUGGUCAGUUUCUAAGAUAAGGAAUGAUAAAUUGCACGCUCAUUGCUCGUGUAGGCAGACUGCUAGUCCACAGGCAUGUAAAAGAAAAUACCACACACAUAAAUUACGAGGUUUAGAGACUAGCUCAGUUCAUCCGGAAAACUAGAAACAAUGAAAUGGAAAGUAAAAUGAAAAGAUCUCAUCGGAAAGUAUCGUUGCUGUCGUUCUAUGACAUGAAUCAUCACCUUUAUGUGCUGGUUCGUACACUAAAGGAGAGGAGGACGAAUUUAAGAAACUGUAAAAGCGGGCGGUAAAGAUUGAGAAAUUUGUUUCUUGACCAAUAAGAAACAGAAACUUUAUUUAGCAACAAAAAACAAAUCCUUGCGUUUCUUAAUUCAAUCUGUGUCUUCUGUGCUCUCCACUACUCGUAUAAUAGCGUGAAUUCGCACACUUCUGGCACACUGUUUGGAGUUGGUUACAAGUUCUCACGCGACCGACAAAGCCUACAUGUUUCGUCGCCAAGGAAACUUAUGUACAGUGCUUGUAAGUGACACUUGUGUCUAUGCAUGUCCAUUGUAAAACAAAUACAUCACUUAAAGUCCAGUCGAUGACAUGGACGCCUCAAGAACCCAGUGACACCUUCAGUGAGUGAUUGCGUCUGCGUGUGCGUGUGUGAAGACAGCGUGAUUUGUGCCUUAGGCAGACUCUUCCUGGGAACUUUGCCGUUCGUGAACGUUUUUUGACGGCGUCAAGUACUGCUUCAACUUUUUGCGCCGCAUCUUUCUGUGCUUCAGUUAAACGACCUCUUUAUCGUACUUUCAUCGUGCUAACCAGGUGUGCAUCUUGCUGUGUUCUUGUGAGUGCGUUGUUAUGUGUGGACAUUUUUAGCCCACCGUGUCAGUGGUGUUUUCCUUUUUUUUUUCAUCUGUAUGCUUGAAUGAAUUAUACAUAACCCACCAUUCAAAGUUUAGAGUUUAUACACAAAUACUUGCUGCAAUCUCUUUCAUCCAAAGGCCUUUCUGAGCAUCAAACUAUUCAGACAAAGCUUUCUCUAGUGAAUUCAAGCUCGCCAACUGUGACUAACGGCAAUGGAGAAUAAUCAGACCAUAGUGGAGUUCCUCUUCUACGUAAACUUCUUAUGCUCUCAGGCGUUGCAUAAUUAUAGAGCAAGGCAUUGUGCUUUCGAUAAUCAGAUCAUGUUUACAGAAUUUCAUUCAUUCUUAAUUAUAACUGCGUUCCAACGUUAUUUACUGUGCUAAAUAAUGCAAGGCAAACAAAAGUGCUAUGCUCUAAUUCCUGGAACUUAGGAUUCUGAUACUCGCAUUGAACGUGUAUAAAAAUGGUGUAUUCGGUGAGUGUGUGGUUAGAUAAAGCAGUGAUUUUGUUUCUAUUUUUUACACUGGGCAAUUGUUAGUUCAUAAGGUAAGUUGCUAUCAAGGUGCAUUACCUCAUCACUUCUGCUUUGAGAUUGAGCGCGCUUUCUACAAUGUACUUCGUUGAAGUGGUACUUGCUCUUGUGCACUGACUGUCAAAAAUAUCGGAGAGGUGCUUUGUGAAGACUUCUCAUUUAUAUGUAAUAUUAGUAUUAAAAGAAAAUUAGUGCAUACGUGUGUCCCACUUAUUCGAGUAGGACACAUACAGAAUCCUCCAUUUUGCCAAAAUUUGUGCAUUAGUGGUGCUUGCUACUAAUGACGUAAUAAAAACUCACAACCAGUAUGGUGGUAUAAAGAAGUGUCAACCGGAACCUAAUUUAGAGAGUCUCAAUGCAACUUGGAAAUACUGCUUCAAUGGGACAUUUGUGGGAACUUUUGUUGCUGUGGUGUGGCUGCAUAAGAAACAGGAGUGUGGAUGUUGUACGUUGCUUUUCCACCUACAUCUGAUUUUACUCGCUGAAUUUGCGUGAUUGCGAAAUAAUUAUAUGCAUAAGAGUGAUGGGGAGAUUGACGCGCUUAGUGAUGGGUCAAACCACACCGCCUGAUGGAAUAAUUUAGGUACCAAAAAAAAAAUAUUCAGGACUGCUCACGCGUCAACAGUCCUCUUUCCCAACUUGAAACACUCACUGAAAUUGACGACAGUUCUUUUUAGCGGCUUCUACUUGUUUCAACAAUUGUUCCUCGGCUGACAAAUGUGUUGUUUCUGUAUGUAUGGCUUUGAAUAAAUAUCCA